Molecule: messenger RNA, 1267 nt
Organism: Camellia sinensis
Lineage: Eukaryota; Viridiplantae; Streptophyta; Magnoliopsida; Ericales; Theaceae
Source: RefSeq, a predicted model, not a curated record
AAUGGAUCUUUCACAAGAAAUCGACGAUUACAUCAAAGAAUCGAUCGAGUACUCCCUUGGCCUCCCUGUUUCAACUCAUACUCUGGAGUCGAAGCUUCAAGCGUCUCAAGAAGCCCGUGAGCGUCUUCGAGACCAGAACUGUUAUCUUCAGAUGAGAAUUAAAGAGAAAGAUGACGUCAUAGAACGUGCUAGGGCUGAAUCGAGUAUGAAUGCUCUAGCCUUGAAGAAAUUUGUGGAGGAAAAUCAGAAAUUGGCAAUGGAGUGCUCGAAUCUUUUGAGUCAGUGUACGAGGUGGGAGAAGGAAUGCUCAUUGUAUGAUCGCGAUCGAGAAGUAUUGAUGGAUUUUGCAAAUGAAGCCGAUGAACGUGCGAAGGAGGCUGAGACUCGAGUUCAUGAGAUGGAGGAGGAGUUGAGAGGGGUGAAAGAAGCAAUGCAGUUCUACAAGCAUCGGUGUGAGAUGAACCUGGCUGAUGGUCAUCUGAACUGUUGUAUCUUAAAGGUUGAUUCGUCUGCAGAAGGUUCAGCUACGGAACACCUUUUACUUGAGUCAUUAAUCACAACUUCGGUUGGCAACAACGAAUCUGCACCAACUGCACAUGCAUUUUUAGAAGCAAAUAGUGGACUGGAUGUGUGCCAUAGGUUGCUCAAAAUGUGGAAUAGUCUGAGGCCUUCAACUCAUAAAGUUCUGGCAUUGGCCGCUGAAGUCAAAACUCUACAGAAAGAUAAGGAGCAUUUGAGGAUUAACCUUGCUAGGGCCGAAGAGGAGGUGAAAGUGUUGUUUGAAGAAAACAAAAUACUGGAUAAGGAGAAUAAAAGGUUGGUGAGGCACCACAAAGAAAGGUGCCAUACUGGUUCUGGUGAAAAACAUACCAGCAGUGCUUCUGCCAAGGGGAACAAGAGAAAAUCUAGCCCUACAAUGUGGAGUCCAAUUGAGGGCAAAAUUGAUUUCACUGAUGUUGAUUCUCCAAGAAAGCCUCUGUCAUCCUUGCAACAUUACUCCCCCGAGUCUAGAAUGUAUAAGAAGAUCAUCCUGGAAAGUCAGAUAGACUGAAAGAGGCAAAUGUGCUUUGCAUCAUAUACAUUUUAGGAUGAUAAUUAGUUGAUUAUCUAUGAAAUUGUCUCUUUGUUUGAUUGCUGCAUUCGGAUAUCAUCCUGGAAUCUUGCGGCUUAUGAGCUGUUAAAAAUCAUGAUUUGAUCCAUACAUAAUCUCAAAGCAUACUAAAAAUUUCAUCGCAUAUUUUUGCAUAAGUCUGGUAUUCAAAAAAAA